AUGGGAAACGGAAACUCUAGGGAGGCUAAGGAAUCGCGACGGUCAAGGCUGCGGCAGAAGCUACAGAAGUUUCGUCAUAUACGUAGCCGUUGCUCCCGGAACGCGGCCGGAAUGGGGAUUCAAAGAGCUGUGACCGUAGAAGAUUUCUCCGGCAUUGCUCUUCUCACUCUCAUUGGCGCGGAUAUGAAGUUUAAAGACAAGUGGCUCGCUUGUGUUUCGUUCGGGGAACAAACAUUCAGAACGGAAAUCUCAGAUACUACGGAGAAGCCAACUUGGAACUCGGAAAAGAAGCUUCUCUUGGAGAAGAAUGGACCAAGUCUCGCUAGGGUCUCUGUUUUCGAGACCAAUAAGCUCUCAAGUAACAAACUCGUCGGCUAUUGCGAGCUUGAUAUAUUUGAUUUUAUAGUGCAGGAACCUGAGCUGGCUUGUAAGUCAUUUGACUUGUUAGAUCCUGCAUCAUCAUCCAAAGUUGUUGGCAGCAUAUUCCUUUCAUGCGCUAUUGAGGAUCCUGUUGAAACAGAGAAGCGGUUUGCAAAACGUAUCUUGUCCGUAGUGGACUACAAUGAAGAUGGACAACUCUCGUUUUCGGAGUUCUCUGAUUUAAUACGUGCUUUUGGAAAUUUAGUAGCUGCUAACAAGAAAGAGGAGUUGUUUAGAGCUGCUGAUCUGAAUGGGGACGGUGUUGUGACCAUUGACGAAUUAGCUUCGCUUCUUGCUCUUCAACAAGAAAAGGAGCCAAUUAUAAAUAACUGUCCGGUGUGUGGUGAGGCGCUUCAAGUAUCUGACAAGCUCAACGCUAUGAUUCAUAUGACUCUCUGUUUUGACGAAGGAACCGGUAAUCAAAAGAUGACCGGAGGGUUUUUGACUGAUAGACAAGCUUCUUAUGGAUGGAUGUUCAAACUAAGUGAAUGGACACACUUAUCAACAUAUGACGUUGGUUUGAAUACUGGCUCAAGUGCUUCACAUAUUGUGGUGAUUGACCGGAAGACUAAGAGACUUGUGGAAGAGUUAAUUGAUUCAAAGAUUGUUCUGUCCAUGAGAGCUAUUUACCAGUCUAAAAUUGGGCUUCGACUUAUGGAUCAAGGGGCAAAGGAGAUUCUGCAGAGACUUUCUGAGAAGCAGGGGAAGAAAAUGAACUCAGCUGAAUCCGCCCAAAAAAUUCCCAGCUUUCUCGAGUUCUUUAAGGAUCAAAUAAACAUGGCUGAAGUCAAGUAUCCUCUGCAGCAUUUUAAGACUUUUAACGAGUUCUUCAUCCGGGAACUGAAACUUGGUGCAAGACCAAUUGCUAGCAGGAAUCGUGAUGAUGUUGCUGUAUGUGGUGCUGAUUGUCGUUUAAUGGCGUUUCAAUCUGUUGAGGAUAGCACAAGAUUCUGGAUCAAGGGCCGGAAGUUUUCAAUUAGAGGCCUCCUUGGGAAGAGUGUGAAUCCAAAUGCCUUCCUUGAUGGAUCUUUGGUGAUAUUCAGACUUGCACCACAGGAUUAUCAUCGCUUUCAUGUCCCUGUCUCUGGAGUCAUUGAGAAGUUUGAGGAUGUCUCUGGAAGCUUAUAUACGGUUAAUCCUAUAGCGGUAAAUAGCAAGUACUGUAAUGUAUUCACGGAAAAUAAACGGACCGUGGCUAUUAUAUCAACACUAGAGUUUGGAAAGGUUGCUUUUGUUGCAAUCGGUGCAACAAUGGUUGGUAGUAUCAAUUUUGUCAGAAAAGAAGGAGACCAUGUGAAGAAAGGAGACGAACUUGGUUAUUUUUCCUUUGGUGGAAGCACUGUUAUAUGCGUCUUUGAAAAGGACUCGAUCCGGAUUGAUGAGGAUCUUUUGGCUAACAGUGGUAGGUCCUUAGAGACAUUAGUUAGUGUUGGAAUGCAACUAGGUGUCUCCACAAGGACAUAA
Molecule: messenger RNA, 1884 nt
Organism: Microthlaspi erraticum
Lineage: Eukaryota; Viridiplantae; Streptophyta; Magnoliopsida; Brassicales; Brassicaceae
Source: the annotation of a GenBank genome assembly